Ceratotherium simum simum (southern white rhinoceros) is the source of this 1819-nucleotide messenger RNA. Its product is annotated as cationic amino acid transporter 4-like. Gene Ontology annotation, molecular function: amino acid transmembrane transporter activity. Gene Ontology annotation, cellular component: plasma membrane. Gene Ontology annotation, biological process: transmembrane transport; amino acid transport. Lineage: Eukaryota; Metazoa; Chordata; Mammalia; Perissodactyla; Rhinocerotidae. The record is from RefSeq and is a predicted model, not a curated record.
UGGUCCUUGUAGAUACCAGCAGCUGGCUUGGUGCUCCUCUCAGCUGCCCACCAUGGCCCAGGGGCUGCCCAGCACCACCAGCCUGGCGCGCUUCUGCCAGAUGAUGAACCGGCUGAAGACACUGGAGGAGCCCACCAGGGAAACAUCUCUGCAGCGCCACCUGACCACGCUGGACCUGACCCUGCUGGGUGUGGGUGGCAUGGUGGGCUCAGGCCUCUAUGUGCUCACAGGUGCUGUGGCCAAGGAGCUGGCUGGCCCUGCGGUGCUUGUGUCCUUCAGCGUGGCUGCCGUGGCCUCCCUGCUGGCAGCCCUAUGCUACGCGGAGUUUGGGUCUCGUGUGCCCCGUGCAGGCUCUGCCUACCUGUUCACCUAUGUGUCCAUGGGCGAGCUGUGGGCCUUCCUCGUCGGCUGGAAUGUGCUCCUAGAGUACCUCAUUGCUGGUGCCGCCGUGGCCCGUGCCUGCAGUGGCUACCUGGACUCCACCUUCAGCCACCGCAUCAGCAGCUUCACUGAGGCCCAUGUGGGCAUCUGGCAGGUGCCCUUCCUGGCCCAGUACCCAGACUUCUUGGCUGCUGGCAUUGCACUUUUGGCCUCUGCAUUCAUCUCCUGCGGAAUCCGCGUCUCUUCCUGGCUCAAGCACACCUUCUCUGCCGUCAACCUGGUCAUCAUCCUCUUCAUCAUCAUCCUGGGGUGUGUCCUGGUCCGCCCGCACAACUGGAGUGCUGAGGAGGGCGGCUUUGCGCCCUUUGGCAUCUCUGGCAUCAUGGCCGGCACCGCCACUUGCUUCUGCGCCUUUGUGGGCUUUGAUGUCAUUGCUGCCUCCAGCGAGGAGGCUCAGAACCCGCAGCAAGCCGUGCCUAUGGCCAUCGCCAUCUCGCUUGGCAUGGCAGCUGUCUCCUACAUCCUCGUCUCCAUUGUGCUCACCCUCAUGGUGCCCUGGCACAGCCUGGACCCUGACGCAGCACUUACUGAUGCCUUCUACCAGCGGGGCUAUAGCUGGGCAGGCUUCAUCGUGGCUGCUGGUGCUAUCUGUGCCAUGACCACUGUCCUGCUCAGCAGCCUCUUUUCCCUGCAACACAUGGUCCAUGCCAUGGUUGCUGACGGGCUCUUCUUUGAGGUCUUGGCCCACAUACACUCCCGGACACAGGUGCCCGUGGUGGGCAUCCUGGUGUUCGGGAUCCUCAUGGCUUUCCUGGCGCUGCUGCUGGACAUCGAGGCACUGCUCCACUUCCACUCCAUCGGCGUACUGUUGGCCUACAUCUUCGUAGCCACCAGCAUUAUCAUGCUACGCUUCCAGAGGGCCCCUCCAUCCAGUUCCCUGGACCCAGCCAACGAUGUGGGUACAGAGCAGGCCUCAGCCCCUGAGCCUGGGCAGCUGCGACCAGCCCUGAGGCCCUACCUCGGCUUCCUGGGUGGGUGCCGGCCUGGAACUGCCGUGGCUUGGGCACUCGGUGUCCUGGUGGCCUCGGCCAUCGCUCUGGACUGCGUGCUGGUCUUCGGGGACUCGGCCCUGCACCUCCCGCUCUGGGGCUACACCCUGCUGCUCCUGCUCAGCUCCGUCAUGUUUCUGCUCAGUCUCCUCGUCCUGGGGGCCCACCAGCAACAGCGCCGGCAGGACGCCUUCCAGGUUCCCCUGGUGCCCCUGACUCCAGCCCUGAGCAUCCUCCUCAACAUCGUCCUGAUGCUGCACCUGAGCUCCCUGACCUGGCUGCGCUUCUCCAUCUGGCUGCUGAUUGGAUUCGCGGUGUAUUUUGGCUACAGCAUCCAGCACAGCAAGGAGAACCAGCGGGAGCGGCCAGGUUGACUGCCCCACGCGGCA